CCUUGGCCUUUAUUUACUCUUCCUUUCUCAGGUGCAUAUAAAAACGGACGCAUCGGACAUUUCUUCAGUCUUACAGUGAAUCAGACAACAGAAAGCCUUGAGCGCAUUUUGAACCAAAGUGAUUAUUAUCCUUUCCGCAUACACAUAAGUGUUCAAGCGUACAACCGAUGAAGCAACUAUGGAAAGCCGUGUUUUUGAUGGCUAUGGUCCAUCAAGUCAUAUCACUUGCGAUAACGAAAGCCGCUGAAAAGAAGAAAAUGGUGUGUUACUAUGGUAGCUGGGCUGUAUAUCGACCAGGAAAUGGCAAGUUCGAUGUCGAGAACAUCGAUCCGUUUCUCUGUACCCACAUAGUCUACGGCUUUGCUGGUUUAGAAUCGGAUAAUACUAUCAAGGUUCUAGAUCCGUACAACGACCUUAAAGAAAACUGGGGCAAAGGGGCAUAUCUUCGAUUUACUGGGUUGAAGAAGCAGAAUCCUGAUCUCAAGGCACUUAUUGCAAUUGGCGGAUGGAACGAAGGGUCUGAAAAAUAUUCGCAGAUGGCAGCCGAUCCGACCAAACGAACAGCUUUUGUGAAUUCGGUUGUCAAAUUCCUUAUAACUUAUGGUUUUGAUGGUUUCGAUUUCGAUUGGGAAUACCCAUCAAACAGAGGCGGCAGCAUAACAGACAAGAUUAACUUUGUCCACGUUCUUCGAGAACUGAAAGCGGCGUUCCUUCCAUACGGCUUUCUCCUUACCGCAGCCGUGUCCCAAGGCAAAUCAACAAUUGAUUCGGCAUAUGACAUCCCCGCUGUUUCAAGCGUUUUGGACCAAAUUCAUGUGAUGGCAUAUGAUUAUCACGGCGCCUGGGAAACUUUUACUGGGCUCAAUGCGCCACUUUAUGCUAACCCGACAGUCGAAUCCGGAAGCAAUUUACUCUUGAACGUGAACUGGACCGUCAACUAUUGGAUCUCCAAUGGUGCUCCACCUUCCAAAAUCAUUUUGGGCAUGGGUCUUUAUGGCCGUGGAUUUACGUUGGCCUCAUCCACACAAAACGGCUUCUACGCUAACGCUCCCCAACCUAUCCAAGCUGGACCGUAUACCCGAGAAAGUGGAACAUGGGGUUACAACGAGAUUUGCGAGAAGUUUAAGGCCGAUCCAUCUUGGACUGUCGUCCGUGAUCCUUAUUACCAAGCACCGUACGCUUACAGAUCAAACCAAUGGAUUGGCUAUGACGAUCAACAAUCACUUAAGCUUAAAACAGAGUACGCCAUGUCAAUGAAUUUGGGUGGAGCUAUGGUGUGGUCGAUUGAAACGGACGACUUUAGAGGCCUUUGUCAUAACGUGCCUUUUGUACUUAUUAAAACAAUCACUGAAUCUAUGAAUUGGCCGACAACGAACACGACAAGUAGUACUUCUGGUCCUGUAACAACUCCAGCUCCUACAACUGCCCCACCAGUUACGACACCAGUCUCUACAACUGCCCCACCGGUUACAACAAAAACCCCCACCACGUCAGCUCCGGUCACAACCCCUCCGACUGCGGCCCCUAUUACUACUGUUCCUGCUGCAACUACCACCCUUUGCGGAAACCCUACCACGACUGCAUCUGCGUAUACCACUGUACCACCGAUAAGGACGACAGCUGGAACACCUCCUCCGAAUACGCUUUGCAAAUCGGAAGGUCUUAAUCCUGAUCCAUACGACUGUGGAAUUUUCUAUACAUGCCUUGAUAAUGGCCUGGGUGGCUGGACGAUUUACACGCAAAGAUGUGCAACUGGAACGGCGUUCAGUGACGAUCUUAACACCUGUACCUAUCCCAAUCAGGUACCUGGCUGUGAAACAUACACCGGUUGCAGAGCUUUUCAUAAUACGGAUUAUCGAGAGUUCCGGAAGAGUGAAUUCGUCUUAAAAAUGAAACUGCCAAUUGCGGUUUUGGUGCUUAUAUCCUUGUUAAAUUUAUCUGCUUCCAUAUCCGUGAGAUCGAAAGUUGAAAAGAAGAAGAUGGUCUGUUACUACGGAAGCUGGGCUGUUUACCGCCCGGGAGCAGGGAAAUUUGAUGUCGAAGAUUUGGAUCCAUUUAUUUGCACUCACAUCAUUUAUGGAUUCGCUGGACUUGGGUAUGAUAACACAAUUAUUUCGCUCGAUCCUUACAACGACUUGCCCGAAAACUGGGGAAAAGGCGCUAUGGUUCGUUUUACCGGGCUCAAAAACCAAAAUCCUGAACUGAAAGCUAUUCUGGCAAUUGGAGGAUGGAACGAAGGAUCGGAAAAGUACUCCAAGAUGGUAUCUAGUCCAGCUGAGAGAGCCAAAUUUACAAACUCAGUGGUCGACUUUCUCCUCAAGUACAACUUUGAUGGUUUAGACUUUGAUUGGGAGUACCCAGCUAAUCGUGGUGGAGUUUCAGCCGAUAAGGAAAAUUUUAUUUACAUGAUUGAAGAGUUGAAAACUGCAUUUGCUCCACACGGGCUAUUACUGACCGCUGCAGUUUCGGCCGGAAAAACAACUAUUGAUACUGCAUAUGAUGUACCAGCGAUGUCCAGAAUUCUGGAUCACAUUCAUAUAAUGGCGUAUGAUUUUCACGGUGCGUGGGAGGAUUUUACCGGUCAUAACUCACCGCUCUACAGCAACCCAGGCAUCGAUAACGGAGAUUUUGCCACCUUGAACCAGGAUUAUGCCGUCAACUAUUGGCUCGAAAAAGGAGCUGACCCUACGAAACUUGUUCUAGGCAUGGGUCUAUACGGGCGAGGAUUUAUUUUGAGCGAUCCAGCCAACAACGGGUAUUACGCCAGCGCAAAUCAACCCAUUUCUGCAGGACCAUACACGAGGGAGCCUGGAAUAUGGGGCUAUAAUGAGAUUUGUGAGAAAUUUGCGACCGAACCAGGCACCUGGACUGUAGUCGUUGAUCCCUUUUACAUGUCUCCCCAUACUUACAAAGGAAACCAAUGGAUGGGCUACGAUGACCAAGAUUCUCUUAAAGCCAAAGCCCAAUAUACUGCUUCCAAAGGAUUGGGAGGAGCUAUGGUUUGGUCCGUGGAAACAGACGAUUUCCAUGGCACUUGUCACGGAACACCUUUUAUAUUGAUAAAAACCAUUUACGAGACUCUGAAUGGGCCUAUCGUGUAUCCGACUCCGCCGACUGGUGAGCCAACACAAUCCACCGUUAGUGGUCCGGCACCUACCGGAGAGUUUACCACCGGGGGAUAUUCAACCACUAAAGAUCCCCGUCCGACGACUGUUACUCCUCCUCCAAGUCAAACGUGCCAAUCAGAAGGCUACUUUCCUGACCCGAACGAUUGUGGAAAAUAUUAUCUUUGUGUACCAAGCGGAGGCGAAUGGGUCAUUUACUAUUACGAAUGCGGAGCAGGAACUGUUUUCGAUCCCUCAACUAAUAAUUGCAAUUUCCCUUACAACGUUCCUGGAUGCGAGAACUAUCCCGGACAACGCGAUGUGCAACAUUAGCUUGAAACUCCUAUCGUAUAGUACUGCAAUCAAUGUCCACCAGUAGUUAAUGUUAACCAUAAAUAGAAUGAAAAACUAAA
Daphnia carinata is the source of this 3517-nucleotide messenger RNA. RefSeq names its product probable chitinase 10. Lineage: Eukaryota; Metazoa; Arthropoda; Branchiopoda; Diplostraca; Daphniidae. The transcript has 26 exons. Gene Ontology annotation, molecular function: chitin binding; chitinase activity. The coding region runs from base 168 to 3437 and encodes 1089 amino acids. The record is from RefSeq and is a predicted model, not a curated record. Gene Ontology annotation, cellular component: extracellular region. Gene Ontology annotation, biological process: carbohydrate metabolic process; chitin catabolic process.